Messenger RNA from Peromyscus californicus insignis, 528 nucleotides. Its product is annotated as gamma-crystallin E. NCBI's taxonomy places the organism in Eukaryota, Metazoa, Chordata, Mammalia, Rodentia, Cricetidae. The transcript has 4 exons. Bases 1 to 528 code for a protein of 175 amino acids. Gene Ontology annotation, molecular function: structural constituent of eye lens. Gene Ontology annotation, biological process: visual perception; lens development in camera-type eye. The record is from RefSeq and is a predicted model, not a curated record.
AUGGGGAAGAUCACCUUCUAUGAGGACCGCGGCUUCCAGGGCCGCCACUAUGAGUGCAGCAGCGACCACUCCAACCUGCAGCCCUACUUCAGCCGCUGCAACUCUGUGCGCGUGGACAGUGGCUGCUGGAUGCUCUAUGAGCAGCCCAACUUCGGAGGCUGCCAGUACUUCCUGAGGCGUGGGGACUACCCCGACUACCAGCAGUGGAUGGGUUUCAGCGACUCCAUCCGCUCCUGCCGCCUCAUCCCCCACCAGGCACGCUCUCACAGGAUCAGGAUCUACGAACGUGAGGACUACAGAGGCCAGAUGGUGGAGAUCACCGACGACUGCUCCCACCUCCAGGACCGCUUCCACUUCAGUGACUUCCACUCCUUCCACGUGCUGGAGGGCUACUGGGUCCUCUACGAGAUGCCCAACUACCGGGGGCGGCAGUACCUGCUGAGGCCCGGGGAAUACAGGCGCUACCACGACUGGGGCGCCAUGAAUGCCAGGGUGGGCUCCCUGAGGAGAAUCAUGGAUUUCUAUUGA